CGUAGGCGAAAACAAGCCAUCUAUAUACGGUUUUCCUGUUUGUUCCUCCGUGUUUUAAUUAUUUCUUGUCCGCCAUGUUUUUGGAUCGUCUGCACGGGCAAACAAAGUGAACCGAGAACAGAAUAGUGUCACACGGAAGAAAUCGCGGAUCGCGAAAAUGCAAUCUCCGGCCGAAGCCAGCAUUCUGUCCGUUGAGCUGUAGUCUCACCUCACCGUGGACUCGGGUUUGUCGUCAGCAGCAGCCGUUUGUCGGUGUUGCUAAUGUUAAUGAGUUUUUUUCCCCAUCGAGCUGCGUAGUACUUCUCACCUGCCUCGCAGGUGCUAGUGAAUUUGACUGUGAAAAGCAGAAUCGAGGCGAUUUUUCGGUCCGCGAGUGGACAGAACAGCAUAAGAACAGAAAACCAGGAACUCCAAACGAGACAGCGCUUGGUGGUACGAUUAAACACCGUCAAUAAGUACGGAUACGUUGCAUCCCGUCCAAGAAUGCGUGUCGUUCUUACUCAUUAACGACGCUGAAAGGAAGUCAACUUCCUGGUCCGGCAGACCGACAUCCGACAACCGUCCGAGCCAACAAUAUUCUCAAGAAAGCUCUGUCAGAUCUAUCGCGGGAACAUGAAUCUGAACGGCACCAACCGCCCAUCAAAUGGCAAGGACACGAACAAAAGAUUCUCCAUCCACGAUGCCUUCGAAGAGGAAACAGACGAGGUGAUCAAGGUGUACGGUUCCACCGUCAUUAGCACGCCGAUGCGUGCCAAAGCCCGCUCGCCGGACGAUGUUUCGAUAAGAAUUCACGAUCAAAGCAGAAACCUAAAGUACACCGAUGAUACCACCUCCAGGGAUAGCGAUUCGCUCAUACAGGAAUACGGUCACCUUUCGGCCAGCGACACCUACACCUAUUGCUGGCGGCACCCGAAGGUGCGGGAAAACUGGCGCACGGUGCUGGCGGCGACCGCACUUCUCAUCAUCGGAACCGGCUUGAUAGCGAUGGGCGCUUACGCGCUAGCUGAACCGCACAACGGUUCCCAGGCGGCCGUGUUCUUCGUCGCCGGCUUCAUCUGUUUCGUGCCGGGUGCGUAUCACGUCGUCUACAUCUGGCUAGCGGCACGCGGCUACCGAGGAUUCGACUUUUACCAUCUGCCGCUGUUUACGUAAAGCAAAAAGGACACUACGGCGUGCGACAUUGCAGGGACUGUGAUCAUCGGUCAAAUCGUUAAUCACGAUCAGUGCUGGGCACGAUCGGAUUGGCGUUCACGUCGCGUUCCGUGUAUCAAACCGCAUUCCUCCGAGACACUACUCAGUUACGGUGGCAGGACUUUCUUUUAGGAUUCAUCACGCUUGAAAUGGCACGACAGAAACAGGCCCCCUAAGCUCAGGUUUUGCUAGGGCUCGCGAUCGUCUUCCUUUCACGGUGUCGUCCGUGAACAAAAUUGCCUACAUUAUGCGAUAACAACAGGAGCGAAGGGAGCCCGCUUGGGAUGAUCAGUUUGAUAGCAGCAAACAGAUUAGCAAUUCGCAAACAGAACCCAUAUGCUGUGUGCCAUUGUUUUCGAACACACAUUCUCCACUGUACCAGCAUCGGCAAGCCUCUCGUACAAGCCUUGAGGAGUCGCCGGAACGCCACUUGGCGUUCGCUUUUAUCUGUAAGCAAAAGAACCAAUCGCCCGGGCACAGUCAGAUGUGUUUUGGCAAAUGUUUUCAAAAUCAACUUUUGUACUCAAUGGGUAUUAUCUACCGUAUUAUGUAAAAUGUAAAGCAAAAAUUAGCAAACCCCGUUAACGCAAUUAUACCACCAUUUGCUGUCUUGCUCUCUGCACGCCAGAAUGGUACGAACGGACAUACGACAUAAAAGUGUAGACAUAAGCUUUAGCAUUAGGGGACAGAGGUGGGAACGAUUGGGACGCCGAACGCAGUGUCUCGUGGAGACGAUGCUUUAAGGCCGCGAUACACAGCCGUCAAGGGAACGUGAACCAACUUUUAUUGGACUUUUUGAGAAAAGCAAUUACGCAAUCGGUUAGGGUAUAAAAUAUCUCUGCGACUGUAGUGAAGCUUUGCGCGAGCAACAGCACCCGUAAUAGAUUCGCGGAGCCUCUCGGUAGAUCUUAGUUAGACCAUUCAAUGCGCGGAUCCGCCUCGUGCUUUCCUAUGGAGUUGCCACACGUUACGGGUUUGUAAUGUGGCGUUAAUGUGCAUGGAAAGCCCGAGAAGUUGCAACUACGAACAUACGCAUUGUACUAAUUAUCAUCUCGCCAAUGCCUGCGUCUGGCCAGUUUGAGCAAUUACACCGGUGCGUUCGCUUCGCCGUCCUUGUGAUAGACUAAAGAAAGUACGAGCAAGAGGAGUAGAUGUGACCAAGCAAACAGCGUGAAGUGUGACACGCAGUUCCUUUGCAGCUCAACUCUCACAACACCCCACAACAGUGCUUCUCGUUAGUGACACUCGAAAUUUGAGCCGGAAUUUGAAUUUGUUAAUGGAUGACACUUCGUAGGAGUUCUCGCUGGGUAAGGCGGUGUGGGCAGUUUAGGUUAGAACAAUGGAAAACAAAAGAAACGAAAUUGACUGAGCUUUAACUAAAUUGUGGGGGGAAACGGCACUCGGUGUGGUUAGAGUCUAUCGUCCAUUACAGGCCAGGCAUCAGAAGGUAGCGCCACCAGUAAAUACCUUUCAUUGUAUACUUUACAUCAUGCACAGUAGCAAAACUAAUAAUACAUUAGACCUAAAGCUGUAGGUCGAGCGGACGAACGCAUCAUGAUAGAGAAUACUCACCUCUAAAGAAAACGAUUUUUAAAACAUGGAAUCCAUCUUUGCGCGACAAAGAUAUGAAGUACCGCUGAAUUGUAGCCAAUGGGAAAUAAAAUGGCGAAUGGCGAAAAUAAAAUCACAUCUUUUCUCGGUUGGCUUUGUAAUACGGUAGUAC
Messenger RNA from Anopheles bellator, 2914 nucleotides. Its product is annotated as transmembrane protein 134. The record is from RefSeq and is a predicted model, not a curated record. NCBI's taxonomy places the organism in Eukaryota, Metazoa, Arthropoda, Insecta, Diptera, Culicidae. The coding region runs from base 613 to 1152 and encodes 179 amino acids. The transcript is spliced from 2 exons.